UGACAACACAAUACUGGCUAAACCCUCCCUUUUGACUGUCCGGGGAAGGAAAGCUCAUAAUCUCAGCUCUAGAUAGAUAUUGAGAGAGAUCGGCAUGGGAGAUGGCAAUACAAGCAGCAGAGGCGGAAAUUCCAAUAGCAGCAAUCGGCCAGAGUGGCUGCAACACUACGAUUUAAUCGGAAAAAUUGGGGAAGGAACUUACGGCUUGGUUUUCUUGGCUAAGAUCAAAGCUAACCGCUCCAAAUCUAUUGCUAUCAAGAAGUUCAAGCAAUCCAAGGACGGCGACGGCGUUUCUCCCACCGCCAUUCGUGAAAUCAUGCUGCUUCGGGAGAUUACACAUGAGAAUGUUGUAAAGCUUGUCAAUGUUCAUAUCAACCAAGCUGAUAUGUCCCUUUAUCUCGCUUUUGACUAUGCUGAGCAUGACCUUUAUGAAAUUAUUAGACAUCAUAGGGACAAGGUCAAUCAGGCAAUCAAUCAGUACACAGUCAAGUCCCUUUUAUGGCAACUGCUUAAUGGUCUCAAUUAUCUUCACAGUAAUUGGAUUAUACACCGAGACCUAAAGCCAUCAAAUAUCUUGGUAAUGGGUGACGGAGAGGAACAUGGAGUUAUUAAAAUCGCUGAUUUCGGCCUUGCAAGAAUUUAUCAGGCUCCAUUGAAACCAUUAGCUGAGAAUGGGGUUGUAGUGACCAUCUGGUACCGUGCACCGGAGUUACUCCUUGGGGCAAAACACUACACUAGUGCAGUUGAUAUGUGGGCUGUUGGCUGUAUAUUUGCUGAGCUUCUUACUCUAAAGCCACUAUUUCAAGGGCAAGAAGUGAAAGGAACACCAAACCCGUUCCAGCUUGACCAACUUGACAAGAUAUUUAAGGUUCUCGGUCAUCCCACACCGGAAAAGUGGCCAACACUGGUAAACCUUCCACAUUGGCAAUCUGACGUGCAGCGUAUUCAAGGACAUAAGUAUGACAAUCCUGCACUUUAUAGUGUUUUGCACCUGUCUCCCAAAAGUCCUGCAUAUGACCUCCUUUCUAAGAUGCUUGAAUAUGAUCCUCGCAAAAGGAUAACAGCAGUGCAAGCUCUCGAGCAUGAGUACUUUCGGAUGGAACCUCUACCUGGCCGCAAUGCACUUGUACCACCACAGCCUGGAGAAAAAAUUGUGAACUAUCCAAUUCGACCCGUGGACACGACUACAGACUUUGAAGGAACAAUUAGUCUUCAACCUUCUCAGCCAGUAUCAUCAGGAAAUGCAGCAUCUGGUGGCAUGCAAGGUCCCCAUGUAAUGCCGAAUAGAUCUGUGCCCCGACCAAUGCCAAUGGUCAACAUGCAAAGGAUGCAACCUCAGGGCAUGUCUGCUUAUAAUCUUGCUUCUCAAGCUGGCAUGGGUGCUGGAAUGAACCCGGGAAACAUGCCCAUGCAGCGUGGUGUUGCUGCUCAGGCACAUCAGCAGCAGAUGAGAAGGAAAGAUCCAGGAAUGGGAUUGCCUGGAUACCCUCCACAACAGAAAUCUAGACGGUUCUGAAAGUCUUUUUCAGCGACAGUCAUGCACAUACACAACUCUGCCAGGUGGGUUCAGGAAGAUUAUGUAACUUAAGUCUGACCAUUGGUUAAGUUUUCCCACUAUUUAUGAAGCAGAAGGAGUCAAUUGGCACUAUUGUUAUGUCAGGUUGCGGAUGGGACUCUCUUAUGGAUCAGAUAUAGCUCCAUAUCAGCUUUCACUAACGACAUCACUGAUGGUCUGCUCUGCCAUGACCGCUACUUAACUAUAUGAACCGCAUAACCCAUCUAUAGAGUUGUAUAUAUGUAUAUAUGUGUACGCCAACCAAUUAUCCAUGUAUCAGGCAAGUCAUCUUAUUGUCUUCUUCUAAAGCCUCAUAUGACCCUUUAUUGCUAAUCCCGUUAACCUGAAUCAUAUGUAGCAGAUAGUGUUGGGUAAAAUAUGAAUAUUGUGUAUAGCGUGUUUACGUAAAAAUAUGAAUUUUAACAUUUACAACUUUAGGGUCCAGUUUA
This is a messenger RNA of Nicotiana attenuata, 2004 nucleotides long. Its product is annotated as cyclin-dependent kinase E-1. The record is from RefSeq and is a predicted model, not a curated record. Gene Ontology annotation, biological process: protein phosphorylation. The transcript is spliced from 16 exons. Gene Ontology annotation, cellular component: mediator complex; nucleus. Gene Ontology annotation, molecular function: RNA polymerase II CTD heptapeptide repeat kinase activity; ATP binding; cyclin-dependent protein serine/threonine kinase activity. Bases 95 to 1516 code for a protein of 473 amino acids. Lineage: Eukaryota; Viridiplantae; Streptophyta; Magnoliopsida; Solanales; Solanaceae.